AUGAAAAACAUUUACUUCCUGGCUGGAUUGUUCAUAAUGCUGGUACAAAGCAGUUGGCAACACCCCCUUCAAGACACAGAAGAAAAACCCAGACCAUACACAGAUUCCCAGACAGAGCCAUUAGAUGAUAAUCUGAUGAAUGAAGACAAGCGUCAUUCACAGGGCACAUUCACCAGUGACUACAGCAAGUAUCUGGACUCCAGACGAGCUCAAGAUUUUGUGCAGUGGUUGAUGAACACCAAACGGAAUGGGAACAAAGUUGCCAAACGCCAUGAUGAAUUUGAGAGACAUGCUGAGGGGACCUUCACCAGUGAUGUCAGCUCUUAUCUGGAAGGUCAAGCUGCCAAGGAAUUCAUUGCUUGGUUGGUGAAAGGCCGAGGAAGGAGAGCUUUUCCAGAAGAAGUCGCUAUAGUUGAAGAGCUUCGCAGAAGACAUGCCGAUGGUUCCUUCUCUGAUGAGAUGAAUACAGUUCUGGAUAACCUUGCUACCAGGGAUUUCAUCAAUUGGCUGCUUCAGACCAAAGUUACUGACAGGUAA
Trichosurus vulpecula (common brushtail) is the source of this 537-nucleotide messenger RNA. RefSeq names its product glucagon (gene GCG). Gene Ontology annotation, biological process: negative regulation of apoptotic process; positive regulation of insulin secretion involved in cellular response to glucose stimulus; adenylate cyclase-modulating G protein-coupled receptor signaling pathway. The transcript is spliced from 4 exons. Gene Ontology annotation, molecular function: glucagon receptor binding; hormone activity. Gene Ontology annotation, cellular component: extracellular region. The record is from RefSeq and is a predicted model, not a curated record. The coding region runs from base 1 to 537 and encodes 178 amino acids. Lineage: Eukaryota; Metazoa; Chordata; Mammalia; Diprotodontia; Phalangeridae.